This is a messenger RNA of Oreochromis aureus, 579 nucleotides long. RefSeq names its product cystatin-A5-like. Gene Ontology annotation, cellular component: cytosol. The record is from RefSeq and is a predicted model, not a curated record. NCBI's taxonomy places the organism in Eukaryota, Metazoa, Chordata, Actinopteri, Cichliformes, Cichlidae. Bases 76 to 381 code for a protein of 101 amino acids. Gene Ontology annotation, molecular function: cysteine-type endopeptidase inhibitor activity. The transcript is spliced from 3 exons.
CCACCUGAAGUUAAACAUCUGAAACACAGAAAGGCGUUCAGUUUAUAUCUUUGUUCAUUUUAAAAGACCUUCAGAAUGACUGAUGCUAAACCUGGCGGAUGGUCAGACACAAAGGAUGCCACUCCGGAAAUUCAGAAGAUCUGUGAUGAGGUCAAGGGACAAGUGGAGGCAAAGACAAAGAAGAAAUACGAAGAGUUCCUUGCUGUUAAGUACAGGAAUCAGAUCGUGAAGGGAACAAAGUAUGCAAUCAAGGUUCAUGUUGGUGGACCCAGUUACCUUCAUGUGGACCUCUUUAAAAGCCUUCCAAAUAACGGAGAAGACAUUGAGCUGAUUAAAGUGGAGGAAAACCACACCAAAGAUGAUCCAAUCAACGCUUUCUGAUCUGAUCACACAGACUGCUUCAGCUGCUCAUUGCGACCAAACAGCUGUUCAUGGGGGAAAAAAACAGUACUAUUCUGUUAACAUCAAAUAAUUCAAUGCAAUAACAUAUAAACAGUGUAUUACUUUAAAUCCACAAUUAUUGAGAGUAAUAAGCACUGUACAGUUGAAUGAACAAUUUUUUAAAUGACAAAUAAAGCA